Molecule: messenger RNA, 1536 nt
Organism: Fonsecaea erecta
Lineage: Eukaryota; Fungi; Ascomycota; Eurotiomycetes; Chaetothyriales; Herpotrichiellaceae
Exons: 3
Coding region: 1-1536 (511 amino acids)
Source: RefSeq, a predicted model, not a curated record
AUGACCGGAAAGCGGCGCCUGUGGUCAGAAGAAGAGACAAAAGGGCUAUACCAUGUGCUCGACAAGAAUUCCAACGAAGGCUCCAUCUCGUUUGCUCAAUCGGUGACAAAGAUCCAACAGCACCUCCUGAAGAGUAGAGAGAAGGGAAACUCGCAGUUGAGCGAGACCCAGGUGAAGGCCAAGCUACGGGGGCUGGGACAGAAGGUCGGCGUCAGUGCCGAGAAGCUCGUCAGCGGAUGGCGUCGACAUCGGCAACAGUUGGUUCCCAAACGCUACCACCAGCAAAGCACCUCCCCGUCCUCAAGGUCUCCAAGCCUGCGUGGCAGAAAUUCAGAUCCGCCACAGGAUCCAGAGCAACCGUCGAACGACUCCCCAAUCCCAGCGCCACCUGAUGACAAUCGCAGCUCACCAUCGGGAGAAAAUCCCUUGGGCUCUCCUUCCAGAGUCGCCAACGAAUCCAACAAGAGUCCUCCAGUGCCUUAUGACCUUGUCACAAGAAUCCUGUACCGCGCCCAAAUUCCAGGCUAUGACUCUAUAGAUGACGCACUCAAUUCAGCCUGGCGAGGAUCCUUUGAGAGCAGGAAAUACACCUCUGGACUCUCCACGCCAGACGCCUUUCACGCUCUCGCCGGGGCUGUACUUGACAUCGAACGUGGCGUUUCAGCCUUUGUGACAGGUUUCCCUGUUGCCCACUUGACACCGUCCAAUCUCACCCGCGCUUCACUCAAUCUAGGCGAGACACUGUGCGGCAUACCAGACCGAAGUUAUGUGGAGAACACCUUGAAAGUUCUCCUUGCAAAUCCAUUCAUGAACACGGAGAUUAUUCUUCGCGCAUUUGCUGGAGUGGCCAUGUUUGCCUGGGCGUUCGGGGAUGCAAGCUGCCCAUUGCAUGUGGAUCGUCCGAAUCCGCUUCCAAAGCCGAUAAAUGGGAAUCUCCUGAAGUUUUGCGAAGAAUACUUGCCACUAUUUGCUGCGUCAAUGAAACAGGAGGAGAAUUUGAGCUAUCUGGACCUCGUUAUCAAACCCAUGAUUCCGGAACUUGCACGUCGGUUCGCAAGGGACCUCUCCGACGUUUUCCAGAGUCUUUGCGUUUCUCCGGCACCGCCUAUCGCGUUGAUACAAUGGCAGCGCGACACCGCGGAAGCUCAGGGAGCAGAUGAAGAAGGAGUGUUCGACUACCGGCUGGGCUUUCAGAUGAAAUCCAUGCGCUAUUUCGAAGAAGCUUUCCUGCAGGCAUUGAAGUUCGACAUGAGAAUGCGAACGGCUGACCCUGAAUACAAAUUCGAAACAAAGUGGCCCCGAAUCGGGGUCGAGUUUAAGCACGAAUCGAUGACUCCCGCACACAAAAAUUCCGAUGGCCGGAAGCUGACCGAGGAGAACACGGUGACCCUUGCUCUGUGUCCGGCGUUGUGGAGAACCUAUGGAACUCCCGAGAACAGGAAGCGACACUGCCUUCACAAGGCCUUGGUCAUAGUCGAGGGUUUUGGUAUGGACGAGUUUGCUCUGGGUUAUCCCCCGGUCGUUGAUCUCCCCUGA